Molecule: messenger RNA, 3108 nt
Organism: Penicillium manginii
Lineage: Eukaryota; Fungi; Ascomycota; Eurotiomycetes; Eurotiales; Aspergillaceae
Product: protein phosphatase
Exons: 7
Coding region: 1-3108 (1035 amino acids)
Biological process (GO): dephosphorylation; translation
Cellular component (GO): small ribosomal subunit
Molecular function (GO): RNA binding; structural constituent of ribosome; phosphatase activity
Source: RefSeq, a predicted model, not a curated record
AUGGAGCGAACACGGGUUGCUAAGGUUGACAAUGUGACCUUGGCUCGCCGUGGUGAGCAGGUCGACGGCGCCCUUCACCUCACCCCACAUCACCUCAUCUUCUCUCACGUCCCCCAGGUUUCCAGCGAGGAUCAAGCCAGGGGGGUGGUAAUCAGACCGAAGGAGCUUUGGAUUACCUACCCCAUAAUCUCAUUUUGUACACUGCGACCGGCUCCCGCGGCCUCCCGCCAGCUCUCCUCCAUCCGCCUGCGCUGUCGAGACUUUUCAUUUGUCUGUUUCUACUUCACCAGCGAAAACAAGGCCCGCGAGGUUUAUGAUAGUAUUAAGCAGUGGACCUGUAAAUCUGGCCGCCUUGACAAACUAUACGCCUUCUCCUACCAGCCGCCCCCUCCGGAGAAGGAACUCAACGGGUGGGACUUGUAUGACCCGCGGAAGGAGUGGGCACGUCAAGGAAUCCACAAGGAAAACUCCGGAUGGCGUGUAUCCGAAGUUAAUACCAGCUAUGAGUUCUCCCCAACGUACCCAGCACUGAUCCCCGUGCCCUCGGCCAUUUCCGACAACACCAUCAACUAUGCAGGACGCUAUCGUUCCAGGGCGCGCAUUCCAGCCUUGACCUACCUCCACCCAGUCAAUAAUUGUAGCAUCACCAGAAGCUCGCAACCCUUGGUUGGUGUCCGCCAGAACCGCAGUAUUCAGGAUGAAAAGUUGCUGGCUGCUAUUUUCUCGACUUCUCGUUCGGACCGACCGUUGGCUGGUUUUGCUCAGGCUAGCAUAGAGAGGGAGGCAUCUGAAUCAAGCCAAGAAAGCGCAGAGACUUCACAAAGUGACCCGGACAUGUCCAAUGCCGAGGAAAUAGAGGAUGAUAUGCUAGCUGCUUCCCGGGGAGAUCCCGAAGAGCAGCGCGCGAUAUACGGCGCUCAGCAGUCGAACCUCAUUGUUGAUGCGCGCCCGACGGUCAAUGCAUUUGCCAUGCAAGCAGUUGGCCUUGGUUCGGAGAACAUGGACAACUAUAAAUUUGCUACUAAGGCAUACCUGGGAAUUGAUAACAUCCACGUCAUGCGCGAUUCCCUGAACAAAGUCAUUGAAGCCCUUAAAGAGACAGAUGUCACUCCUCUGGGGCCGAAUCGGGAUCUGCUAGCCCGGAGUGGGUGGUUGAAACACAUCGGGGGGGAUCUUGGAAGGGGCUGGGUCGGCCUGACACACUCCCACGUUCUGAUUCACUGCUCUGAUGGCUGGGACCGGACCAGUCAGCUCAGCGCCUUGAGUCAAAUCUGUCUGGAUCCGUACUUUCGCACCAUGGAGGGCUUCAUGGUUCUCGUGGAAAAAGAUUGGCUGUCGUUUGGGCACAUGUUCCGACAUCGCUCUGGUCAUUUGAAUAGUGAAAAAUGGUUCCAGAUUGAGAACGAACGUAUCGGGGGAGAUGCCAAUCGCGGAUUUGGGGAAAGUGGUGGCGCAGGAAAGGCAAUUGAGAAUGCGUUCCUCAGUGCCAAGGGCUUCUUUGGUCGGGACAACAAUAGCAAAGACUCAUUGCCUGACUCAGACGGAGAGCUCCAGAGCUAUGAGUCUGACAGUCCUGCUGCUAAGAAGCCCAGCUCAUCGCCUCGGUCUGCUGUUUCCGAAAAGGAGAUCACAAAGGUGAAGGAGACCAGCCCUGUGUUCCACCAAUUCUUGGAUGCCACCUACCAGCUCCUGUACCAGCAUCCCACCCGCUUCGAAUUUAACGAGCGUUUCCUUCGACGACUGCUUUAUCAUCUCUAUGCGUGCCAGUUCGGAACGUUUCUCUUCAACAAUGAGAAAGAACGGGUGGAUACUCAGGCUCGAGAGCGAACUCGCAGCGUAUGGGAUUAUUUCCUUGCCCGUCGGGACCAGUUCACUAACCCGCAAUACGAUCCCGAGGUGGACGAUCACAAGCGCGGGAAGGAGCGGUUGAUUUUCCCCAAAGCCAGUGAGACUCGAUGGUGGAACGAAGCAUUUGGUCGAGCCGACUCGGAGAUGAAUGGGCCUCGACCGUCAGAAUCCUCGCCAGCAUCAGGGCGUGAGAGUCCCGGUGAAAAUCGUGCGCCUAUUGUGACAGGAGUGGAGACUGCACAGCAGUCCUUCAUGCCCAGUGCAGCAGCAUCUGGAAUCGCGGCUGUGACUUCUGGGAUCUCCAAUCUUGCUGUCCUGAAAAACGAGACCCCUGAAAAGGAAGCGAGCAAAGCCAAGCCGAUGGAGUCCCCACCACUAAGCCCCGAAAUCUUUAACGACCAUCACGACCUCGACCUCGCCCUCCCCCGUCGACCCCCUCCAAUUCCAACAACCAGGAACGCAAAAAUGGCCGCUGUUCAGGGUGCUAUCUCCAAGCGUCGCAAGUUCGUCGCCGACGGUGUCUUCUAUGCUGAGUUGAACGAGUUCUUCCAGCGCGAGCUGGCUGAGGAGGGAUACUCCGGCGUCGAAGUCCGUGUCACUCCCACCGUCACCGACAUCAUUGUCCGUGCCACCCACACCCAGGAGGUUCUUGGUGAGCAGGGUCGCCGCAUCCGCGAGCUCACCUCCCUCAUCCAGAAGCGUUUCAAGUUCCCCGAGAACUCCGUCUCCCUCUACGCCGCUAAGGUCCAGAACCGUGGUCUCUCCGCUGUCGCUCAGUGCGAGUCCCUCCGUUACAAGCUCCUCAACGGUCUGGCCGUCCGCCGUGCCUGCUACGGUGUCCUCCGCUUCAUCAUGGAGAGCGGUGCUAAGGGUUGCGAGGUUGUUGUGUCCGGAAAGCUCCGUGCUGCCCGUGCCAAGUCUAUGAAGUUCACUGACGGUUUCAUGAUCCACUCCGGUCAGCCCGCCAAGGAGUUCAUCGACUCUGCCACUCGCCACGUUCUCCUCCGCCAGGGUGUCCUCGGUAUCAAGGUCAAGAUCAUGCGUGGUUCCGACCCCGAGGGCAAGGCCGGCCCCCAGAAGACCCUCCCCGACUCGGUCACCAUCAUCGAGCCCAAGGAGGAGCAGCCCGUUCUCCAGCCCAUGUCUCAGGACUACGGCGCCAAGGCCCUUGCCGCCCAGCAGGCCGCUGAGCAGCAGCGUCUGGCUGAGCAACAGGCCGCCGAGGCCGAGGGUACCACCGAGGGUUACGCUCAGGAGUAA